ACUAAACACGGACGUGUUUGAAGCAUGCGAAGUUAGGAGACUGACCUAGACCAGAAAAUAGAUUCAUAGACUUAAUAGAUCCCCGUUUUUGUAAAUUGAGAUAGAUGAAUUGCACGUCCUAAAGGUGUCUGAACCGAGCAAUGCCUGUAGUUCCUGCGAACCAGCCGCAGCUGAUCCGCUCGAGUCAGAAGGAUGAGUACUACCAGAACAACCUGACAAACAACGCCAAUGAGCUCUUCCACACAUUCGCUGGUUCCAAACGUUGGUUUCAGUGGAGAAAGGAAAUUGAAUUACUGUCUGAUCUGACCUACUAUGUCUUAACAACUUCAUCUGGUGAGUUACUAUCAGACGCUGGGCGAGGAGUAUGUCAGCAUCAUCCAGGUGGACCCCAGCAAGAGAAGAAUCCCCUCGCGGAUGCGCAGAACCGCACUCAUCGUCUGCCACACAAUUGUGCCUUAUCUUUUGGACAAGGUCUUGAUCUGCAUUGAGAAUGAGCUGGAAGCAGAAGCACCUCAGACGAGCAGAACCUGGAGGCCGUUAUCACAUGUGCGGCUGUGGAUUCAGAGAGCAGUAG
Molecule: messenger RNA, 574 nt
Organism: Sinocyclocheilus rhinocerous
Lineage: Eukaryota; Metazoa; Chordata; Actinopteri; Cypriniformes; Cyprinidae
Product: peroxisome biogenesis factor 10-like
Exons: 2
Coding region: 141-488 (115 amino acids)
Biological process (GO): protein import into peroxisome matrix
Cellular component (GO): peroxisomal membrane
Molecular function (GO): zinc ion binding
Source: RefSeq, a predicted model, not a curated record